AUGUUUCACUGUAUCAUUAUAUUUAAGAUAACUUUUUUCAUUAGUACUGGCUUUGCGAGAAGCUACUGGGGAAGAUUUGUGGAUCUUUUUGGUAAUGAAGUGGAAUCAAAUGGGGAGCAAAAUUUCGUUUCGCUCAAGGAUGAGGACUAUAGAAUUAGAUACGAGGAACAGGACUCCUACAACUAUUCCGCAUAUGAUGAGGACAAUUCGAUUCAUUCUGAAGACGGGACACGUUAUGAGACAAAAUACAUUGAUGAAAAUAACGAGAAUGGCGAUGACGACAACUCGAUUCCGUAUCCGAAUAAAAAUCGCUACGAGACAAAUUACAGAGAAGGAGACCCCAUAGACAAUCGCGUUGGCUAUAUAUUUCGUACAAAUCAUGAUUUUCGUACUGAAGAAGGCUAUAAAGCUGGCAUGAAGGAAUUGGAAGAGUGGAUUUACAACUUCAGUCAUCAAGACGACAUCUAUGCUUCAGGUCGUGAAACAGGAUUGUUGAAUUUUAAUGUCAUUCACGAAGAGUUGAGAUAA
Cylicostephanus goldi is the source of this 528-nucleotide messenger RNA. NCBI's taxonomy places the organism in Eukaryota, Metazoa, Nematoda, Chromadorea, Rhabditida, Strongylidae. The record is from the annotation of a GenBank genome assembly.